Molecule: messenger RNA, 894 nt
Organism: Passer montanus (Eurasian tree sparrow)
Lineage: Eukaryota; Metazoa; Chordata; Aves; Passeriformes; Passeridae
Product: dnaJ homolog subfamily B member 1-like
Exons: 2
Coding region: 82-786 (234 amino acids)
Cellular component (GO): cytosol
Molecular function (GO): transcription corepressor activity; Hsp70 protein binding
Source: RefSeq, a predicted model, not a curated record
AAAGGGGGAGCCCCCACCCCCGGGCCGGGGGGCUCCAACGGGCCCACCUUCACCUACACGUUCCGCGGCGACCCGCACGCCAUGUUCGCCGAGUUCUUCGACGGGCGCAACCCCUUCGACACCUUCUUCGUGCAGCGCAACGGCGACGAUGAGGACGGCGACGAGGCCUUCAACACCUUCCACGUGGGGGGCUUCGGCAGCGUCAGCUUCCCGCGGGGCCGGGGGGGCGACGGCCGCAAGCAGGACCCCCCCGUGCUGUACGACCUGCGCGUGUCGCUGGAGGAGAUCUACAGCGGCUGCACCAAGAAGAUGAAGAUCUCCCACAAGCGCCUGGGCCCCGACGGCAAGACGGUGAGGAACGAGGACAAGAUCCUGACCAUCGAGGUGAAGCGGGGCUGGAAGGAGGGCACCAAGAUCACCUUCCCCAAGGAGGGCGACCAGACCCCCAACAACAUCCCGGCCGACGUGGUGUUCGUGCUCAAGGACAAGCCGCACGACGUGUUCCGCCGCGACGGCUCCGACAUCGUCUACCCGGCCAGGAUCAGCCUGCGCCAGGCGCUGUGUGGCUGCACGGUGACCGUCCCCACGCUGGACGGCCGCUCGCUGCCCAUGGUGUUCCAGGACGUGCUCAAGCCGGGGGUGAAGCGCCGCGUGCCCGGGGAGGGGCUGCCGCUGCCCCGCUGCCCCGAGCAGCGCGGGGACCUCGUCAUCGAGUUCGAGGUCAAGUUCCCCGACAGGAUCGCGCCGGCCUCCAAGCCCCUCCUGGAGCAGAUCCUGCCCCCCUAGGGCCCCCCAAACCCCGCGGGGGGCCGCGGACUCGGGGGGACCCCCCCGGAACAGCCCCGGCUCGGGGGGGCUCCUCCUCGGGGGGUUUUGGGGUGUCCCUGCCUGUCC